Messenger RNA from Patella vulgata (common limpet), 1776 nucleotides. RefSeq names its product zinc finger protein 664. The transcript has 2 exons. The record is from RefSeq and is a predicted model, not a curated record. The coding region runs from base 167 to 1543 and encodes 458 amino acids. Lineage: Eukaryota; Metazoa; Mollusca; Gastropoda; Patellidae. Gene Ontology annotation, cellular component: nucleus.
CUUUGUUCUUUACCGAAGAGUUGUUUACUAUUACUGAAUGAAUACCUAUUUUCUUGACUUGCAGUUGUAGAAGAGACAGAUCAGCAAUCUGGUGUUGUGUUUUUAUUAUAAACAUUCAUUCGCACAACAGCUUCACAAAUUAACAACAGAAAUUCUUAACAAAAUAAUGGAAACUAAUGAUGUUGAAACAUUUCACCAGUGUUUUGUAUGUGAUGAGAUUUUUCAACAAUAUGAUGAUUUAGAAAAACACAAUAAAAUACAUGUUAAAGAAGAGAAAACUGAUGAUGUAGAUGGAUAUUGUCAUGUUCAAUUUAAUGUUAAAGCAGAGAAAACUCACGAUGCAGAUGAAUAUUGUCAUGUCAAAGAAGAAAAAACUGAAGAUGUUGAAACUGUUUAUCAGUGUAAUUUAUGUGCUGAAGAAUUUAAAUCAGAAACAGAUUUAGAAAAACACUGUGAAAUACAUACAGUUUUACAGCAUGGUAAAAUUUUUGAGAAAACUUUUGGUCAGAUCAAUGAAACAGAAAUACAAAAUUUAUAUAAAUGUGAUGUUUGUGGUAAAUCUUUUAUUAAAAACUAUUGCCUUCAAAUUCACAUGAGAAUUCAUACGGGAGAAAAAUCAUGUGAAUGUCAUGUUUGUGGCCAGUCAUUUAACCAGAGUUGUAGUCUACAGCAACACAUGUCCAUUCAUACUGGCGAAAAACCAUUUUCAUGUUGUGUUUGUCAGGAAUCUUUUGUUAACCAUUCAGACUUGCAGAUUCAUAUAAAAAUUCACCCUGGAGAGAAGGUGUAUAAAUGUGAUGUUUGUGAUAAAUCAUUUACUUAUAGGGGAAAGUUAGAUGAACACAUGAGAAUUCAUACGGGUGAGAGACCCUAUAAAUGUGAUGUUUGUAGUAAAUCAUUUACUAGCAAGAGCUAUCUGCGGACUCACCAGAAUAUACAUACAGGCAAGAAACCUUAUAAAUGUGAUGUUUGUAGUAAAUCAUUCAGUACGUCUAACGAUCUCAGAAAACACAACCGAAUUCAUACUGGGGAAAAACCUUAUAAUUGUGAUGUGUGUGGUAAACUUUUUACUCUCCACGCUGGUUUACGAACGCACAUGAGAAUUCAUACCGGCGAAAAGCCUUUUACAUGUAAUGUUUGUGAUAGAUCCUUUACUCAGCAAUGGCAUCAACAGAGACACAUGAGAACGCAUACUAAAGUGAAACCAUUUAAAUGUGAUCUUUGUAGUAGCCUUUUUGUUACCAGUACUAUUCUAAAAACGCACAUGAGACGUCACACUGGCGUAAAGCCUUUUCAAUGUGAUGUUUGUAGAAAACAUUUUUUUACUCGUAGCUGUCUACGAUCUCACAUGAUGGUUCAUACGGGUGAAAAACCCUAUAAAUGUGAUGUUUGUGGUCAAUCAUCUAGUACCAAUACUAAUCUACAGAAACACAUGAAAACUCAUUCAAGGGAAAGAUUUGUUAAAUGUGAUGUUUGUGAUAAAUCAUUUACUGCACGUGGUUAUCUGAAAAGACACAUGAAAACUCAUACUGGCAAGAUUUAAAGAUACGGUGUGGGUGGGGGGGGGGAAUGGCCGAAUGAUUAGCACAUGCGUGCUGUAUCAUAAGGACUGUCAUUGAGUCAAAUGGCGUGGUUUCGAAUCCCCGGUUGUACGCGACAAGGAGUAGGGUCGCCUGUCCAACCUCGUGGGUUUUCUCUGGGUCCUCCAACUGCUAAAAGACCCCUACGCGCAAGCGAAUUAUUGAAAUAAAAUUAAACCAUAUGUUAGUCCUGAAA